Molecule: messenger RNA, 1321 nt
Organism: Amphiprion ocellaris (clown anemonefish)
Lineage: Eukaryota; Metazoa; Chordata; Actinopteri; Pomacentridae
Gene: ompb
Product: olfactory marker protein b
Exons: 1
Coding region: 148-630 (160 amino acids)
Biological process (GO): sensory perception of smell; signal transduction
Source: RefSeq, a predicted model, not a curated record
CUGUGCGAGCCUACAGGAAAGGAAUAAACACUAAUAGCCAGCGGACGGCGAGAAAGUGAAGAAGCUUAGUUUCGACACAGCUGCCGAUCUAAUCCAGCCCCGCAGUCGGCAUCAACUGCUCAGCCUGCUGAGGUGUGCCGUCCAAGCAUGUCCACGGAGCUGGAGCUGCCCUUCAGGCUGGACACCCAGCUGACGGAGGUGAUGCGUCUGAGAGUUCAGUCCCUGCAGCAGCGAGGCCAGAAGAGGCAGGAGGGCGAGCGGCUGCUGCAGGCCAAUGAGGCCGUGUACCGGCUGGACUUCUCCAAGCAGUCCCUCCGGUUCUCACACUGGACGGUGCGACUGGCCCAGGCGGGAAGACUCACCAUCACGGCCACGUCGCAGCUCUGGACGCCCGACCUCACCAACCUGAUGACCCGGCAGCUGCUGGAGCCCGCCGGGGUUUUCUGGAGAGCGGCGGGCUACGCCUCCGAUGCGCCUGUCCAGUGCUACGAGGCGGACGUAGAUGAGUUUGGUGAGAGGAUCGCAGAACUGGCAAAGGUAAGGAAGGUGAUGUACUUCCUAUUUGCCUUUGAGGAAGGCUGCAGCCCCGAGGCUGUCGACGGCUCCAUCACCUUCACAGUGGAAAGUUGAGACUUUGCAAACUUGGACUGAUGCUGCCUCUUCUGUGCUUGUGUGCUUAUAGGUUGCAUUUGUGGCAUGAAUUGUUCUUCUUCAACUGUCCAUCAGCAACUAAAUCUGUUGAGGUGUUUCUUCAUACCUUUGUAUGUUUAGAUAUCGGGCAUAAAUACAGCUUAAUAAAUCAAAUAAAUCAAUAAGAUGUAUCUGCAUUUCCUUAACGAAUGUCAGAUUGUUCUUGCAUGUUGAACAGAAGUGUUCUCCUGCCUCUCCUCCUGUCUAACAAACGGCCAGCUCUGAAGGGUUUGGUGGAGUCGAGUCCCACAUGAGAUAAUGCAUAGAGACAGUGUGUACUUGUGUGCAUGGCUGUGAGUUUUCCCCAGCGCCCGAGAGAACAGGUUCCUGCUGCCUCAUCUGUCUCCGUCUUGCAUGGUGACCCUGACAAACAAGAGAGGGGAGGCAUGUGGAUCUCCUCCUGCAGCCUCGCCCUCGCUGCUCAACGCCGCCACAGGAGAUGAAACAGUAACUGGGACUGUGAAUGACAAUUGUCUGAAAAAGCGUAAGAGGGAAGAAAAUAACUUUGAUGUCAGUAGGAAUUAGACUUGUCUCUUGUCAGGGCAAAGCAGGGAACUCACUUGCCACCUGAACCGUCAAACCAUUAGAGACGGAACCUUGGUUUUCUCUGAAUAAAGUCUCUUGCUGCACA